GCUCCUGUAGGGCUGCGUGCGUGCUUGCGCGCACGCGUGCGUCCCUGCGUGCGUCCCGUUAGUCCGGGUUGGGUUCCGUAUUGUGCCCGGCGCAGCAGUACCGCCGAAUUGGCCGAGCAGCCGCGUCUGUAGGAGGAGAGGCGAGGUUCAGUCAUUACAAAAUACUCCACGACAAUGGCUUCCAAGAGAGCGCUGGUCAUCCUGGCUAAAGGCGCCGAGGAGAUGGAGACGGUCAUCCCUGUGGACGUCAUGAGGCGAGCCGGAAUUAAGGUCACCGUUGCGGGUUUGGCUGGGAAAGAGCCGGUGCAGUGCAGCCGAGAUGUCGUCAUUUGCCCUGACGCCAGUUUGGAAGACGCGAGAAAAGAGGGACCCUAUGACGUAGUGGUUCUGCCGGGCGGCAACGUGGGCGCCCAGAACCUGUGUGAGUCCGCCGCCGUGAAGGAGGUCCUGAAGGAGCAGCAGAGCCGGAAGGGCCUCAUAGCCGCCAUCUGUGCAGGUCCUACGGCUCUGUUGGCUCACGAAAUAGGUUUUGGAAGCAAAGUGACAACACACCCACUUGCUAAAGACAAAAUGAUGGCUGGAAGUCACUACAGCUACUCAGAGAGCCGCGUGGAGAAGGACGGCCUGAUCCUCACGAGCCGGGGGCCGGGCACCAGCUUCGAGUUCGCGCUCGCCAUCGUGGAGGCGCUGAGUGGCAAGGAGGUGGCCCAGCAGGUGAAGGCUCCGCUCGUGCUGAAAGAUUAGGGCGGAGGCGUCCGGUCGCGGGCCUCCCCCGCGGGCCGCCUCCGCGUGCAGGUAGACAGAGGCGGCGGCUCCUGGGUGGGGAAGCCGCCCUCACGCGUGAAGUGUGGUCGCGAAGGGGCCCUCCACAGGUUCCUCGCCCACCGCUGUGUCCCCACAUUUCCGAACCUUGAUUGCAGAAUAAACAGGACGUUUAGCAAAC
Molecule: messenger RNA, 943 nt
Organism: Phyllostomus discolor (pale spear-nosed bat)
Lineage: Eukaryota; Metazoa; Chordata; Mammalia; Chiroptera; Phyllostomidae
Gene: PARK7
Product: Parkinsonism associated deglycase
Exons: 7
Coding region: 175-744 (189 amino acids)
Biological process (GO): protein deglycation, glyoxal removal; guanine deglycation, glyoxal removal
Cellular component (GO): nucleus; cytosol
Molecular function (GO): protein deglycase activity
Source: RefSeq, a predicted model, not a curated record